Schizophyllum commune H4-8 is the source of this 1971-nucleotide messenger RNA. RefSeq names its product WD40 repeat-like protein. Gene Ontology annotation, cellular component: cytoplasmic dynein complex. Gene Ontology annotation, molecular function: dynein heavy chain binding; dynein light chain binding. The coding region runs from base 1 to 1971 and encodes 656 amino acids. Gene Ontology annotation, biological process: transport along microtubule. The transcript has 10 exons. NCBI's taxonomy places the organism in Eukaryota, Fungi, Basidiomycota, Agaricomycetes, Agaricales, Schizophyllaceae. The record is from RefSeq and is a predicted model, not a curated record.
AUGUCCUCCGAACGAAGACGCGCCGAAAUCGAGGCGAAGCGAGCCAAACUAGCCGAGCUUCGCAAUGCUCGCGAGGCGCGUCGAAAGGCAGAAGCAGAGCGGCGGGGUACAGACGUCCGUCCUUCAACGCCCCCACGUCGCGAUGUCGAAGACCUCGUCGAGCAGCUCAUCGGGCCUCGUGGUACUGUGACACCCUCGCCGUCGGUCCCGGGCACGCCUGCGCCGAAGCGCGCGGCGCUGGGGCAUGGGCGGCAGAGCGACAUCGGGACCGCGACGUCCGAUCGGGAGAGCAUGGGCACGACCUUCGUCGACUUGCAUUCGAACAAUGGGACAGAGAAUAUCAUGGAACGGCCAAUGACCCCCCGCUACAUGGACCUGAUCGACGUCGAGCAGGAGCUGUUCGAGCUACCUCCUCGGGUGCCCUGUGCAAAGGAACGUAUCAUCUACGAGAAGGAAGUACAGACAAUGGCAAUCGAGACGGACGAUGCGGGCUUCGAUGAGGAAGAGAUCCGUCAGCGCGUGCACAAGGAACGCGACGCGGAGGCGGAACGCAUCGCGCGCGAGAAGGAGCUUGAGGAAGAGAGCGUGCAAUUGGAGAAAGAGCUCGAGGAGGAAAUCCGAGAGCUCACCGAGGACGAGCGAGCAAGCAUCCUUGCAGAGCCGGAAUUUCAGGACUUCUUGGAGCGCUCGUCGAAGGUCCUUCAACGCGCUCUCAACGAUCAGUACGAUUAUAUCCGCGAUUAUACCAUCGGUGCUGAGUCGGGAGGCGAUGAGUCCGAGGGCAAGCGUGUCAAGAAGGUUUGCGAGUUCUUUGACGAGCGCUACGUCAAGUACAGGUCCAUCACCGACAUUGACUGGUCACCUAAAUACCCCGAGCUGGUCCUUGCCUCGUAUAACAAGAACAACACUGUGAUGAACGAGCCCGAUGGCAUCGUCGCCGUUUGGAACUUGCACAUGCUCGAGCGGCCCGAAUUCGUCUUCCACUCACAAUCUGAUGUUCUCUCCACCACAUUCUCUCCUUUCCACUCCAACCUCAUCUUUGGAGGCACGUACUCAGGGCAGAUUUUACUAUGGGAUACGCGCUCAAAGCACUUGCCCGUGCUCAAGACUCCGCUAUCGGCUGCAGGGCAUACGCAUCCCGUCUAUGCUAUGCAGAUGGUCGGCACGCAGAAUGCGCAUAAUCUCAUCACAAGCAGCACGGAUGGUACCGUCUGCAGUUGGCUUGUCGACAUGCUUGCUCAGCCACAGGAAACCCUCGAACUCAUCCACGCCGGCCACAAUAAGACCGGCGAGGUCGCCAUCACCACCCUUGACUUCCCUGACAAUGAGACGACUACCUUCUGGGUCGGUACCGAGGAGGGUAACAUCUACCAGGCGAACCGGUACGACCGCGCGGGCGCGAAGGCCGGCCUGAACCAGUACGACGUUUACAAGGGACACGCCGCGCCGAUUAUGGGUCUGCACUUCCACCCGCUCUCCGGACCGGUCGACUUCUCGGAUUUGUUCCUUUCGUGCUCGAUGGACUGGACGGUGAAGCUGUGGCGCGCGAAGGCGCUGGCGAAGCCGUCGACGACGCCGCAUGUGAUCCAGCCGACUUACUCGUUUGACGAGACCGACGACUAUGUGUACGAUGUGCGGUGGCAUUCGGCGCACCCGGCUGUGUUCGGGACGGUGGAUGGGUCGGGGCGAUUCGAUGUGUGGAAUCUAAAUGCGGAUACGGAAGUUCCUGUGGUGUCGACGCCUGUGGGCACUGGACGAGCGAUUAACAAGCUGCGGUGGGAUCGCAAGGACGGACGGCGCGCGGCGAUGGGCGGCAGCGAUGGGAAGCUGUACAUCUACGACAUUGGCGACAUGGCGCUCUACCGCGAGUCCGAGUGGACGGAGAUGCAGAAGACGGUGUCGGGCUUGAUGGGGACACCUCAGGCGAAUGGGAUGGACGUAGAGGCGGCGAAGAUCGUUGCGGGUCGCUGA